Molecule: messenger RNA, 1804 nt
Organism: Syngnathoides biaculeatus (alligator pipefish)
Lineage: Eukaryota; Metazoa; Chordata; Actinopteri; Syngnathiformes; Syngnathidae
Product: interferon-induced transmembrane protein 5-like
Exons: 2
Coding region: 27-467 (146 amino acids)
Cellular component (GO): plasma membrane
Source: RefSeq, a predicted model, not a curated record
UCGCUCGCUCGCCAGGCGACGGAACCAUGGACAACCAUUCGUACAGCCAUUCCUACAACUUCCCCUCCGACUGCACCCCGCUCACCAACUGCAAGUCCGCCCGCAAACCGGCCGGCUCCACCGUGGUCAACAUGGGCCAGGCGGGCAAGAACCCGCCUCGGGACUACAUCUUCUGGUCCCUGUGCAACACCUUGUACGUCAACUUCUGCUGCCUGGGAUUCAUGGCCCUCCUGUACUCCAUCAAGGCCCGGGACCAGAAGACCCAGGGCAACCUGCAGCUGGCCCAGGAGUGCUCCGACAAAGCCAAGUGGUACAACAUCCUGGCGGCCGGCUGGAACCUGCUGAUUCCUCUCCUGGCCGUGGUCCUGCUCGUGCUCCUGCUGGUCCACUUGGGUUCCUCUCAGGGCUCCUUCGACUUCCUGGGAGAAGACGGCCUGCAGAACUUCCUGAAACUCUUCAGCUGGUAGACGGACGGGACGGAACGACCCGGCUGCCAACUUUUCACACCAAUCGGCCAAUUUGAUUCGAUUUGAAAGGGGAAACGAUACCGCGGCGUCGUUUGCAGGUAGUCCGGCGUCCCGGAGGUCCGGUUUUGUGCUGAGCCGGCCAAUCAGCUUUCGGAUGAUUUUAUGAUGGCAAGUGAUGUGGCUGGAGCGCGAUAUUUAUGUAACAAACAAAAAAAGCUUUGUAAUUGCAUACAAGAAACCACAAGAUGGCAGCAGAGUGCCAUUUUUUUGUUAGACCAAACAAUGGACUCAUUAAAUGAAGCUCCACCCCUCAGUUUAACGUAAAUGAGCCUCUAGAUGGCGCCGCAGCAAUUUUUUUUUCUCUAAAUAACAGAGGCUAGGUGGUCCAAAAAUGCGCAAUUAGGCAAAACUGCAAAUGACAAAUCGCAAAUAUGGCGGUGUUCAAAAAAGCCCUGAGCAAAAUUUGAAAAUAUUCAGGAUAAAUUAGGAUCAAAAAUUUUUCUAUUGCUCGAUCCUCUUCAAGUAUGUUCAUUGUUCAUUUUAUUUAUUGUAUUUAUUCAUAUGAAUGAGAACUCCCGCUACUUAACCCGAUUCAGACUUUUGUUUGGAAACAUUUUUAUUCAUGGAGACAAAUUGUGCCCAAAAAAUUCAUUUUUAACGAUGUCUUACCCAGGGCGCGUUUGCAAUACGGAGCUGAAAUAUCCACAAAAUAAUUUUUUUUUGUCAGGAAACAGUAAGAUUUAUUUCAAAUUAUUAUAUGUAUUAUCAUGAUGGCAUGUACAGAAAGUGCCCCCCGAUAUCGAAAAUAUGAAAUCUAAAUAAUUGGAUUUGCUAAGCGUGCAAAUUUUUAAUGAGUUGUUUUGAAAAAUACAAGAUUUCUCAAUUUCCCAUCAGAUUAGCAAUUUUACAAAGAAUCAAAUUUCAAUUAAUGUAACUGGUGCGAUUGCGAGCACGAUUGGCUGUUUGAUUCCAUGCGCACUGCGAUUGGCUGACAGCCUGUCUGAAGAUAGCUCAGUUAGGCUCUAACCCUUGUGAGGAUAAGCGACUCAGAUAAUGGAUGGAUGGAAAAUUUAAUUUCACUCAAACGUUUGACAAGCAAUCGCGGUCACACGUGUCCUGCGAUUUUUGUUUUCUCCCUGAUGGAAAAAUCCCGAAACAUCCAUCCACGUAUUUUCUUAGCCGCUUAUCCUCACGAGGGUCGCCGGACUGCUGGAGCCUAAAAUUCAAAAUGAAUUAAAAAAAAAAAAAAAAAAAUUACAUGAAAAUAAUUUGAGCGAGAACUGGUUAUGUUAUUAGAUAAAUAAAUUGUGUAAAAAAGAAUUAUGGGGAUACCCUGU